AUGGGGAUUUGUAUCGGUAAAAUAAAGUUGAGUAGACCUCUUCCUGAACCUGAAGAAAUUGUGUCAACGCUUAAUAAUUCAUCAAACAUUUCCAGCCACUUUCGGUUUUCUGAUGGUAGAAGAUAUCAUAACGUAGUAAAUGCUGCAUAUUUCUUACCUAACGAUGACGAUGAAUGUGAUAGGCUGCAUUUACAGCAUACUAUGGAAAGAUUUAUUUGGCAAAGUAACUUUUUCUCCCCAGUUGAAGAUCUCCUUAACCAGGAUGGAACAAUAGUUCUCGAUUCGGGAACAGGUGGUGGUUCUUGGUCGCUGGAAAUGGCAUUUAACUAUCCAAAAUCUAAAUUUAUCGGAAUUGAUAUUUCUCCAGUUCAGCCUGAAGAAAAUAAGCCUCAAAAUGUUGAAUUUAUUCAGGCAAACAUAAUGGGUCGCUUACCUUUUGAUGAUAAUACUUUUGAUUUUAUAUUUCAGCGAUUUUUGCUUGCCGGAAUUCCCACGGAUAAGUGGCCAUCAGUAAUUAAUGAGUUAGUUCGCGUAUUAAAGCCUGGUGGUUACUUGGAGUUAGCAGAAAAUGACAUUCAUUAUUCAUUUAUGGGUCCUGCUUCAAAAAAACUUAUUGAGGGCUUUUCAAUACUACUUUAUGAACGUGGCUUAGAUCCAGCUAUAUGUUAUAAAAUUCAAAAGUAUUUAGAAGAAACUGACCAACUUCAUAAUGUACAUUGCGAAGAAAAGAAACGUGUAGAUGGUCAAGGCGCCACCACAGUGUACAAAUUGCUUGGUAAAGAUUAUUCUGCUGCUAUGGCAAAUAUGAAACCUGCGCUAAUACAUACAGUUAAAGUUUCUAGUGAUGAAUAUGACCGUUUAGUUAAAGAGUUUGAAAAAGAAACAAUAGAAUUAGAAUCCUUUAAUCCGCACUUUUUUGAAACUCAUGACGAACCUACUUCAGAAUCAGACCAUAAUGAAAUAGAGGAGGAUUCAUGCUCUGGUAAAGAAUUAGAAAAUACAAGUGAUGAGGAUACCAUAUCUACAGAUCCUAAUAAAACUUUUUCAACGGCCUUAAAAGAUCUUAUAAUAAGUUUGAUUAUGUUUAUUGGAAUAACGGGUUCCUUUUGUUCUGGAAAACAUACUAUUGCUGAAUGGCUUGUUUCUGUGCACGGUUUUACUCCUUUAACUCUUCGAGAUAAUGACAGCUAUCGACUCGACGCGCUACAUUUUGAGACGCCAGACGAUCUUCUAGACUGCCAAGAUUUAGGUCAUCAGCCACCAACUUUAGAAAGAUUUAUAACUGAGAAUGAUAAAAGAUUAUUUAAAAUAGUUGCGCCAACAAAUGAAUUUGUACAAAAUGAUCAAGAUCAUACACUAAAUUCGGAUGACUUUUCAAUCUCAUCAAUUUAUAACCUAAUGACUAUGGCCGAUCUCACGGUCGUGAAUUCUUUUUUAUCAUUACAAUUACUCUAUGCGCAUCUCCACAGUCUUAAUAUCACCAAUACCGAGAGAUUGCGACCUUCAUGGGACACAUAUUUCAUGCACUUAUCAGAUCUGGCAGCAUUAAGAUCCAAUUGUAUGAAACGUAGGGUUGGUUGUAUAUUAGUUAAAGACUUUAGGGUAAUCGCGACUGGAUAUAAUGGUACGGCAAGAGGCUUAAAGAAUUGUAAUCAAGGCGGUUGCGAACGUUGUAAUGACGCAGUCCCAUGUGGAAAAGAAUUGGAUACUUGUUUAUGCCUACACGCAGAAGAGAAUGCGUUAUUAGAAGCUGGGAGGGAAAGAGUUGGACAAGGGUGCUCGGUAAAAUUAAUUCAAUCAGGAGUCACUGAAGUCGUCUAUAACAAAACAUAUGGUAUGGAUGAUUUGACCUAUCAAAUUCUUAAAGAAGCUGGUAUAAAACUAAGACAACAUUCGCCACCGACGAGGAGAUUAGUAUUGCAAAAAAAUGAUUAUAUGA
Molecule: messenger RNA, 1939 nt
Organism: Dentiscutata erythropus
Lineage: Eukaryota; Fungi; Glomeromycota; Glomeromycetes; Diversisporales; Gigasporaceae
Source: the annotation of a GenBank genome assembly